Molecule: messenger RNA, 120 nt
Organism: Dentiscutata erythropus
Lineage: Eukaryota; Fungi; Glomeromycota; Glomeromycetes; Diversisporales; Gigasporaceae
Source: the annotation of a GenBank genome assembly
AUGAAUCAUCCCAAUGAUGUUCCAAUUGUUAAUUUAAUUACCAAUUCUUUCAGUAUAUUACCAUGUCUAUCUACCAAAACUGUGCUGCCUUUAGUACCCGGUCUUAAUAAAAAAAGUUAG